GGACAUCACCCUGGGCUGCUCCUACGUGGAGGAAGAUGCAAGAGGCUUGCGGAGCGGCCCCGGCGGCUCGUCCUCCGAGCAUCCUGCUGUCCUCAUGCUGAGGGGUGUCAGCGCCAGAGAUGACGGGAACUUGGGUGAUGUAACUGAGUACAAAGUCCCACCGAAAAAUCCUGACUCCUCUUCUCCCCUUGUCUUUGAAGUCUCAGCCCAGUCGGUAUCCAUCCCACACGCUGAGUCCCUGCUGCAUGCCGACUGCGAAGGGAAGGAGGUGAACUGUGAGAUCUCCCUGUACAGCUCCCAGCAGGCUGGCAAGGGGCUCUGCCACACCUCCUGGUUCAUGGCCACGCUGCGACUCUCCAGCGGGAUCAGUAUCACCCUGGUGCUCAGAGGCCCCCGCUGCAGCAGCCGGGAGGAGGAGCAUGAUGCAACACUGCACCCAAUGCUGAGGAUUCCUAUGAGCGAGGAGGGGACAGUGCUGACCACAGUUGAAUUUCAGUCAUCAUCACGCAACACUUCCCUGCACACGCAUCCUGGCAGAUCGGUCACCCUUGACUGCCGCUUUGCCUUGGCUCCCAGCAACUCACUCUCCUCCUUGGAGUGGAGGAGGCAGCACCAAGGCAGCGGCCGUCACCUUUUCCAGUACCAGGUGGGGAGCACAGGCCCAGCAGUGCAGCCAAAAGUCCACGUGGAUAUGGGGGCACUGCUGGGGAAUGGAGAUGCAUCACUUCGCCUGGAAGGAGUGAGCGUGGAAGACGAAGGGACGUACAUCUGUUUGGUGUCCACCCCACUGCACCAGGCCCAGCACAUCAUCAAGCUGCACGUGGCCGUGCCUCCAAGAGUUCGUCUCCUUCCAGCAGUGGUAUCAUUCGAGAGAGAUGUGACGACUACUCUGACCUGCAACAUCGCUGGCUAUUACCCCCUGGAUGUCUCGGUGAGCUGGACACAGAAGACUCCUGAAGGUGAUGUGGAAAUCCCGCUCUCAAACACACGUUUCUCCAGCCACCGACAAAGCCAAGAUGGCACAUACAGCAUCACCUCCUACCUCAGCAUCAGCUCAGACACAGCGCGGGCACCAGCCACCUACAGCUGCCACGUUUCACACGUGGCCCUGGCAGAGCCCAUCUCUGUGAGCGCCCAUCUUAAGGCACCGGAGCAAACGGGAUCGGAAGGACUGAUGGGGGGUUUCAUUGCUACCGCCAUUUUCAUCGUUGUCCUCUUCAUCAUGCUCAGGAGAACAGCUAAACCAAAGUCUGAGCAACUUCUAAAGGCUUCAGAAUAGAGGAAACCCUUCUGUCACCCACCUGCAGUCCUUUGCCUUCCGUCCCUUGACCCAUCUUGCUCAGGAGAGCCAGCCCCGUCCAAAUAUUAACAGAGCUAUAGGAUGGUAUGGGAUGGGUAGGGCUGCCCGUGGUGGAGGAGCUGAGUGAACGUUCAGAGGUGGUCUCACAGAAAAACGUGUCUUCAUCUUGGGAGGGCAACAUGGAUAGCCUCAGCUCUUUGCUGGGAUGCUGCAUUACAGGCAACACACAUACAUUUUUAGAAAUGCCUCUUCUCCAGUUUCAGGGAAAAUUAAAUUGUAUACAGAUGAGUGUUUGUAUGACUGUAUAUAUGUAUGUGUGUAUACAGAUAUAGGUAUGUGUACAUGUUUUAAGUAGGUAAGCAACAUUUACAUGUGUAUGUGGGUAUGUAUCUGUAGAUGUGUAUGGGUACAUUUGGUUAAUGCCCAUGAGGCAAGUUUUUAAGUAAGAUACUUAUGUACAUAUGUGUUUUAACUGAGAAGUUGGGCAAAUAUGUAAGCAAAUUAGUAUUUCAAAAUGGUAAAUCCUCAAACAGAGGAAGUUAUGGGUUACACUUACCACAAAUCAAGCAAUCAGGAAAAUAUGACUCUCCAGGAGAAAGCUACAAUAAAAUUUUUAAUAGAAGUUUCACUGCCAGAAGAUGGAGAAGAUUUGUGGUUCUGCAGUUGUGAAAGACAGACAUCAUUAAACACUUCUCCUGCCUAACAGGGAAUUUGAGGGUAACACUUCAAAAUCUUGUAUAUAACCAACAGGGGGGAAAAAAAAAGCAGAAGGGAGGUGUGGAUAGAAAGGAUGUAUAUUACACACAAUAAAAGUGAGAAUUUAUGAAGCAUACGAGGGGGUAAAGAGUGUGCAAAAUAAUCUGGAAAAACUGGAUUGCUGCAAGUGCUAACGGCACUUGGAAGGAGUUUUUUCAAAACACAUUGAAAACCAAGAAAUGCUAGCAACGGCCUAGGCUCAUACUGGGUGGAUAUAGGUAAAAUGGUUGAUAGAGAGGAUUUUUGAUGGAGGAUUUUUGAUGAAAGAAGAUAGUUGUUUGUAUACAGAAAGAAACAGAACUGUGUAUUCAUGCCACGCGAGGAUGGUAAAAAACUUCCUAAUCUAUUUGUGAACUAAGGAAGGUUUUAACAGUGUCUAUUAAGUGUAAGCAUUUUCAGAAUCAUAAAAGAUUUGGCUGAGGAGGCACCUGGCCCAAUGGAGUUAGGUAUUUAAAAAUACUGGAGAAAUCCCAACAUCUUGGAGGAGUGUGUUGCGCCAGUGUUCACAAAGAGAAAGCGAGAUGACACCAACAACUGUUAGAUGGUUCUGUAGUAAUAACCAUAUGUAAGAGGAUGUGACGUUACUACAAGUAAGCUAACAAAGGCCUCAACAAUGAAAAUAAUGGCAAUAAUUCAGUACGUUUUUAAAAAAAAAAUUUGUGAGAAAUAAACCUGAUUUCAUUCUUUGACAAAAUAAUACAUAUGGUUGAUAAAAGCACUGGUUCAGAUUUAGCAAACCAAGGAAUUUUUAAUUCUGAAGAAAAAAUAAUGGUGUAUGUAUACAUCAUAAUUUGCAUGGUUUAUGGAUUAAUUUAUGGAUUAUUGAUUAAUUUAUGGAUUAUCAUAAUUGGUGGGUUAAUUACUAGCUGACAUACAAACGGCAAAAAUUCAUUGUCCAAAAAGAAGUAGCAAUCACUGCUGAAAGUGUGUGCCUCUCUGCAAGAACCAUGCUGUUUAUUAAUGUUUGCAUCAGGAGAUACAACUGUAAAAAAAGUUGUUGAUAACAUUUGCAAAGGGCAAGAUGAGUCGCUAAAGCAGAGGGAGUCCUUCAGGUCAACACAAGUCACCUGGCCAGCUGAAGAUACUCAAACAAGAUAAGAUGCUCAGUAAUGCCAGUGGAGUCUCCUCAGGUACUGGACCACCAUGCUGCCUCAAUGCUGUUGACCCACAAAUACCUAUUAGUUGCCUGACCUGUGGGAACAUGUGAGAGUGACCAUAGGCAGAAUGUAAUGGCUGGUGGAAGCAGUUUUUGCUUCUAUCAUUCCCUCUUCAUUUUUGAUGCGUUACCAAAUAAAUAUUUU
Egretta garzetta (little egret) is the source of this 3357-nucleotide messenger RNA. It is a transcript of the gene TAPBPL, whose product is annotated as TAP binding protein like. NCBI's taxonomy places the organism in Eukaryota, Metazoa, Chordata, Aves, Pelecaniformes, Ardeidae. Bases 95 to 1279 code for a protein of 394 amino acids. The transcript is spliced from 6 exons. The record is from RefSeq and is a predicted model, not a curated record.